Chlorella variabilis is the source of this 918-nucleotide messenger RNA. RefSeq lists its product as hypothetical. Lineage: Eukaryota; Viridiplantae; Chlorophyta; Trebouxiophyceae; Chlorellales; Chlorellaceae. Bases 1 to 918 code for a protein of 305 amino acids. The transcript has 7 exons. The record is from RefSeq and is a predicted model, not a curated record.
AUGCUUGCGGCAGGCACCUGCAUCCUGGGGGUCUCGCUCUCCGUAUUCUUGCUGGCAGCCAUACCCACAAUGCUGGCCAUGCGGCGCAGCGCUCGAGCGCUGGAGUUGCUGCUGCUCACGGUGCAGGCAGAAGUGCCUGACACAGCAGCUACGUUGCGCUUAUCGGGCAUGGAGCUGGCUGACUGCAUACAGGAGGUGGGGGCACUCAGCACUGACCUGACCGAUGGCCUGCGGGCGUCAGCACGGGCGCUUGCCAGCGCGGAGCAGGGCCUGCGACAGGGGGCUAGCAUGGCGGGCAAGGCGAUGACAGGAUACGUGCUGCCGCAAGCCAAGGACAAGGUGGAGGCAGCGUUGCAGGAGCGGGCGCGGCUGGAUUACACUGCUGCGGUGCCCAAGGCCAUCCGCCCGCGGAGAAGCUGGGCGGACCUCGAAGAGCCUGCCUCUGGAGAGCUCAACGCCGGCAGCACCACCAUGGCAGCCACCGCCGCUGCCACCAACAGCAGCGGCGCCGUUCGCGAUGUUGACCCAGCGGGCCUGGAGGCGGGCCUGGCAGAGCUGCGCCGCUUGUUUGCAUCAGAGUGCUCCCUUAGCACCUCUGCCCCCGGGUUUGGCGUGUCGCCGCCCGUGCGCUCCGGUGCCGCCAACGGCCUGGUGCACGACUCGCUGUGGCGCCAGGAAGCGCCUCGCGCCUGCAAGGCCAGCCUACGCGACUAUCGCCUGCUCAUGACCAGCCCCGACCAGGGCCUGCAGCUGCUGGCCGGCGCAGUGGAGGGUGAGGAUGCCGACAUGGAGGUUGCGCCCUCCGCUGCCUCCUCCCGCUCGAUGGCCAGCAGCCGCGCAUCGCCUGCGGUGCCUCUAGGGGGCUGGCAGCACGCCCACUGCCCCUCUCCAGAGCCCACCGACUUGUUCAGCUACUGA